AUGAGCAAAAACAACAGCCCGCUGCCCCCGGGCAUGGUCAUCGGCCCAGACGGCAAGCCCUGUAAAAUCUGCACCGCGUUCCGGAACUGGAAGCCCGCCGCGUCCAAGGGCUCUACCGCGUCUCCCACUCAAGCCGCAGCGGCGACCUCCAUUGCCGUUCUCGCCGCGCAGCGCGAUGUUCCACCAGCCCAAUGCCCGCCCGACGUAGAGCAACUCGGCCGCGCGACCUGGACGUUCCUCCAUACGACCGCCGCGUAUUACCCCGAUAAGCCGUCCACCCACCAGCGGGCCACCAUGCUCUCCCUGCUGCACGCGCUCCCGACGCUGUACCCGUGCUCCCAUUGCGCGACGCACCUCGGACAUGAGAUGAAGAAGAGCCCGCCCGACGUGAGUAGCAGAAACGCGCUCAGUCUAUGGCUGUGUCGGCAGCACAACGAGGUCAAUGAGAGGCUGGGGAAGGAGAGCUUUGACUGUGCGAAGACGGACGAGAGAUGGAAGGAGGGUCCUAGCGAUGGCAGCUGCGACUGA
Heterobasidion irregulare TC 32-1 is the source of this 528-nucleotide messenger RNA. RefSeq lists its product as uncharacterized. Gene Ontology annotation, cellular component: mitochondrion. Bases 1 to 528 code for a protein of 175 amino acids. The transcript has a single exon. Gene Ontology annotation, molecular function: flavin adenine dinucleotide binding; flavin-dependent sulfhydryl oxidase activity. The record is from RefSeq and is a predicted model, not a curated record. Lineage: Eukaryota; Fungi; Basidiomycota; Agaricomycetes; Russulales; Bondarzewiaceae.